UCGGUUAGUGACUAGGGGGAAAGAACUGCAAAAUUAUGUCGGUGACCUUCCGGAGAACAGACUGUUGGCUUAUAGUUCGCACCGUGGAGCCGUUCGCCGAGUGAGAUGACGUUCCCGAUGCUGGUGCUUCGAGCCCUGACGUUGCUGGUGACGGCUUCGGUCGCCAAGGCCCAUCUCAAUAUCUUCAUCAACCAGGAGGAAGUGAUGAAGUUGCUGGGCCUGUCGGCGGAGCUGUUCUACGUACGAGAGGGCGUGGUCAACACGUACGCCAUGAACUUCGUGGUGCCCGUGCCGGCACACAUCAGCGAUCUGGUCUUCUCCUGGCAGUCGCUCGCCAAAAACCCGCUGCCGUACGUGCUGGCGAUCGACUACGACAACCACGAGGCGAUGCGCCCACCGCAGCUAAACAUCUCGUCCCGAGGCCUCAUACCGACCAGGGUGCAGACUUUCAGGGUUCGGUUCCCGUGCACAGGAGUGGUCAGCGCGGAGAUCCAGGUGCUGCUGCAGCUCAACGUGAGCUCGCACAACCCGCUGCACAACCAGACCUGCCUCAACUUCCGGCGCAACAAGAUCUGCCUUAAAGAGGAGGCGUCGCCGCGAAACGACUCGAUCCGGCUGGACCCCGCCUCCCUGGUGACGUCUAGCGGCACCUUUUAUGUGGCGGUCGGCUGCGCAUGCGCUAUGAUCGUCGUCGUCAUUGCCAUCACGUCUGUUGUCUACGUCAAGAGCAAGAAGCUGCGAACCCAGCAGUCGCUGCACACUACGUACACGAGCGCGGCGUACGGCAGCAGCCCGAACGUGUUCAUCCGGCUGGAGGCGCUGGGCCGCGCGGGCAGCGUGGCCAGCGGCAGCUACGCCACCAUCGCCAGCUUCACCAAGGUGGCGCCCGCCGCCGCCGCCGCCGCCGCCGCGUCGCCGCUGCCGUCGCAGGCGCACUCGCUGUCGCAGCCGCCCUGUCCCUACGCCACCACCUUCCUGUCCGGCACCGCCACAUCUGACGACUACCACGUCUACGCCAAGCCCGCCUCCCUCUGCCCCACGUACUACGCUUCGUCUCGCCUGUCGCAGCUGUCUCAGCACUCGCUGUACGACCCGCGGCUGACGGACCCCACGAGCCGGCUGCGCGCCGUCGCCGUGGAGCGGUCGUCCAUCUCGGUGCACGAGCUGCUGCACGAGGGCACCUUCGGCCGCGUCUACCGGGGCGUCUUCCGCAACCAGCAGGUCACCGUCAAGACCGUCUCCGACCAGGCGUCGCGCCUGCAGGUGUCCCUGCUGCUGGCGGAAGGUUCGAUGCUGCACGGGCUGAGCCACCAGAACCUGCUGCCGCUGCUCGCAGCCAGCGUGGAGGCGCGCCUGCCGCCGCUGCUCGUCUACCCGCACUGCGCCAAGGGCAACCUCAAAAAGUUCCUGCAGAGCUGCCGCACGCGGACGGAGGACCAGUGCACGCUGCUGACGCAGGACAUCGUGGACAUCGCUAUCCAGCUGGCGCUGGCCGUCAUCUUCCUGCACAGUCAGAGGGUCUGCCACAAGGACAUCGCCACCAGGAACUGCGUACUGGACGAGAAGCUGCGCGUGCGCCUCACAGACAACGCGCUGUCGCGGGACCUGUUCCCCACGGACUACUACUGCCUCGGAGACAACGAGAACCGUCCUAUCAAGUGGCUCGCUAUUGAGAGUCUCGUGCACAAGCAGUUCAGCGCCGCCUCCGACGUGUGGGCGUUCGGCGUGCUUCUGUGGGAGCUGACGACGCUGGGCCAGCAGCCGUACGUGGAGGUGGACCCCUUCGAGAUGAGCGCCUACCUGCGGGACGGCUACCGCCUGUCGCAGCCGCUCAACUGUCCGGACGAGCUGUUCACUUUGAUGGCGUGGUGCUGGCUGUCGAAACCUGAGGACCGCGUCACGUUCAGCCAGAUGCUCUCUUGUUUGCAAGAGCUGUACACGGCGCUAGGGCAGUACAUCUAAGAAGACGCCGACCGGCAGAGCUAUUUUUGUAGAGUGCGGCGCCACGUGAUUUGAGCGUAGAGACGGCAGAGGUGCUCGCGACAUCACUACGUCGGCGUUUCAUGUCAUGAGUAAAACGUACUGAAGCCUGGAAAUAUUGCACUUGUACACAUCUAAUUAAAUUUGCCGUAAGGAGAUAUUUUGUAUAGGCAGCCGUUAGUCAGAUAAUGUGAUGUUUGUGAUAAUUCGAACUAUUUUGUAUUUUUGUAGAUUUUGUUAUGAUAAUGACUAUUUAAAAAAACGGAAAAAUAUUGAGAAUGUUAGGCGAUAGCCAACACACUAGACUGGACGUUCUACGUGUAUGGUUUAAAGAAAUGGGAGACAUGUAUCUAGCAGGAUGACUUGUUCCAUGGACUGCCCGAGAGAAAUAUAUGGCAGACAGAAGGCUUUUUUAUGAAAAUAUAUUUAUUCGAACAAUUUCAUUGUGUUCAUAUCAAUGUGGUCUUUUGAUUUUGUGCUGCAGCACCCAUUCGAAAUGUGAACAUGUUUCUCACAAUUACUGAAUGUGCUACUCCUUUAGAAGUGGGAAGAGUCGUAAUGGAAAAUUAAGGAUUUGAGAUCAAUUAAGGUCCUAGGCUAAGAACUGACUCAAUAUUUAAAGAUGUGCCAUAUAUUUUUGGGUGUAAUUUUAAGUGAACUGUUGGAAUUCGUUACGACUGUGUAAUGAAAAAUAAUUAUGUUAUGGAACAGAAAGGGCCUAAUUUUGUGCAAUAGUUUAGUUUUAUUCCCGUAAGGAGAGUCAAUGGUAUAGUUUAUAUUUAAAGAGAAAUUUAUUCAAAUACAUUUAUUUCAACACAGCAUGAAGUGAUAUUUCACAACACUGACAGACAACACUGUAACAAGAUUUUUCCUUUAUUUCCCUCGAUGUGUCGCAAGCAUGCCUGAGCUGCUCAUAUACUUGAAGCAACGUAUCAUUUUUACUGAAGAAAUUAACGCAAAUAACUGGAAAUUCAUCUUCACAGAAUGAACAAGCUCUUCACCUUUCACUGUCUUUGUGUUUCGGUUUAUUACUCACUCGAAUUUUUCUAUCAAACACUUGGAUCUUUCAAUAUCUGGUAUUUCUGUGCUUUGCGUAAUAUAUCUGUACUAGUGGCUCAAAUUUCAUCCUUGGCAUAAGAAAGACAACAUAAUUCCUCUCAUACAAUAUUCAUUGCUGCUACCUUCAGAGUUGAAGGAUUUAACGCCUCUCCUUCUCCAGCAGUAUCACCUACGUCUCUUUCGUUUUAUAACUAUUAAGCGUCCUUCCUACCAGUACUUGCAGUUUGUUUAAGGAAUAACAGGGUUGUUGGUUGGAAUGUAUCAUAAAAUGUAAUGUAAUUACUGUAAACGUUUGUUAAUCAUUAAUGCGGAAUAUUAAACAUAUAAUUCAGAAGUUUAUUGUAAUGUUCGGAGUUUUUAUUGCAUGAUAUCGAAAAAUUUGUGUCUGAUUGUUAAUGUAACUACAGCUAGACUUAUUUGGUGUUAUUAUAUCUGUGCGUAAAGUACAAUGCGAAACAUAUGGACUUAGUUGUUCAAAGCGAAAUGGCAUCACAUACUGAAAGUUCAUUCUUGUUUGCAGUUGCAAGUCAGCACCAAAGACCCUCUAUAUAAAAUAACCUCAACAACACCCUAAGCACUGCAGGAAUGCACCUCUUCUCAAUUAAUGUGGAAUAUAUCGAUUUCUCUCUGUCUGUCUAGAGGCUAUUUCGCUUUUAAUUAGCCUAUAUACACGUAUACUUUGGAACUAUAAUAUUCUGAUUGGUGUUCUUGUAACCGUCGUUGUAUUCUUAUCGCCCAUUGAUGUUUAUUGAGAUUUGUAUAUUGUUUUACAAAUUAUAUACUGUAUGUAUGUGGACUCUCGCUGCAUGUGACUACCUCUGUUGUAAUAU
Molecule: messenger RNA, 3869 nt
Organism: Schistocerca americana (American grasshopper)
Lineage: Eukaryota; Metazoa; Arthropoda; Insecta; Orthoptera; Acrididae
Product: tyrosine-protein kinase Dnt-like
Exons: 12
Coding region: 106-1962 (618 amino acids)
Biological process (GO): protein phosphorylation; axonogenesis; multicellular organism development
Cellular component (GO): signaling receptor complex
Molecular function (GO): protein kinase activity; ATP binding
Source: RefSeq, a predicted model, not a curated record